GUUUACCUUCUGAAGUUGGCCGCGAACACGAUUCUUGAUACACCGUCACAUUGGGGGCUCCUUUAUUUCUUAGUUGUCUGUCAGCAGUAAGCUAUGCAAAAUGAACGUGGAAUACAUGCAGGUGUUGUAUGGAGUGGAAGAGCCAUAUGACGUGCAGCCAGCUGUCAAAGCAGAACAGUCAGACCCGAAAUCAACCAAAAAGAGGAUCAGGAGCACGACGCCGAGGGAGCGGAAGGGAGUCGGUACACCAGGGAGGCGAUGUGUGUCUGCAGCAUGGAAAUACUUUACUUCCAUCACACCAAGGGAAGCUAAAUGUAUGCUUUGCAAAAAGACAAUCAAGGUCGCUGGAGGCACCUCAAACCUGCGCUCACAUUUAAAGAAGUGGCACAAUUCCGUGUUUACACAGUUGGACAAGGCCUCCAAACCAGAUAAAACCGAUGAUAUCACUAUUUUCAUUGGGGAGGUGGUUGAUAAUCCUGAUCGCAUUCCUGAAUGUGGAAGAUCUGAAUUACCAACUGAUGAAUGUCUGCCAUCCACCAGCAAAGCAAGUCGUUGCAGCAAAGGUACUAAAAGACAGAUCACCAAAGAGGAUACCAGUGCUCGAGUGAAGAGUUUUAAACCUGGUGGUAAGCUUGAUGCUGUAAUUACUGACGCUAUUCUAUACAUGGUCUGUAAGGAUGCUUUGCCGCUCUCAGCAACCGAGAAUGAAGGCUUGAAGUUUCUUCUAAAGACGACAGUUCCUCUGUAUGAAGCGCCUGGCAGAAAAAAGAUAACCAGUCUACUAGCAAAGAAAAACAGUUCAUUAAGGGAAUUGGUUGAACAACAGCUAUCACAAGCUACGUGGGUGUCAGUAACUGCAGACCAGGCAUCAGUGACAACCAAAGGAUACCUAGUUGUCAGUGGGCAUUACAUUGAUUCUGGAUGUCCCCAAAAUGUUUGCCUUGGUGUUGCGAAGCUAACACCUGGUCGUACGGGUGAGCAAAUAGCCAACGAUUUGACUCAGAUUCUGCAUUCGUGGAACCUUGAGACCAGGAAGAUCUGCUCCAUCACCACAGAUGGCGGAGCAAACAUUAUUGCUGCCGUCCGGAAGCUCAUGGGUGGCGAACAUAGCCAUAUACCCUGCUUGGCUCAUCUGAUUAACCAGUGUGUCUGCCAGGCGCUGUCACAGUCAGACAAGGCCACAGCUGUCAUUGAAAGGGUAAAGCAAAUUGUAGCAUACUUCCAAAGAAGUAUCAGUGCAUCAGAUGCACUAUGUGAGAUGCAGUGUCAGAAUGGUGUGUUGGUGCCAUUGGAGCUUAUCGAGGCAGUGGUGACCCAAUGGAACAGCACGUUCUACUUGCUGGAGCGCUUCAACCAGCUGGCUGGAUGUAUAAGCAAAGUUUUGGUCUCAGGGGACCACUGGACUGCUCCUCCAAAGCUGACAGCAGAGGAAUUGGCAGUUGUCACUGAUUUGGUGACAGUUCUCAGACCUUUUGAGAGGGCCACCAGGGAGGUCUCUGGUGACAAGUUCAUCACUGCCAGCAAAAUUCUUCCAAUUGUGAACUGUCUUCAGAGGGCCGUUGCAAAUGCAUCUUUUGUCAGUGAGGACGCCAUGGCUCUCAAUGAUGCUCUGCUGGACCAGAUUGGGCAAAAGCUUCUCCCACUGGAGGACAACAACCUACUCGCAUCUGCUACUGUGAUGGAUCCUCGUUUCAAGAUGAUUCAUUUUCGGUCUCUCAUCAAUAGCGAUAAAAUUUUGCAGUGGAUUUCUCGAGAGAUGCAAGCAUUAACCCAUGGUGAUGCUUCUGAGGACAAAAACACCCACCAGAGUGAAGUUGAAUCCAACGUGGAUGACUCAUUGUGGGAAAUCCACGAUCAGUUAGCAAAACAGACAGCUACCGCAGUGGAACUCCCACCGGGAUCAUCAGCUGAGCUGCAUCCUGAACUGAAGCUCUAUUUGAACAUGCCCACAGUGCCUCGAGCAGAGUGCCCGCUGAGGUUGUGGUUGGACCUUGAUAAAACUUUUCCAACACUAUCUCGUCUUGCUGGUAAGUAUUUAACAGCGAUGGGCUCAGCAGUCGCCUCAGAGCGCAUUGUUUCCCGCCUGAAUGCUACUCCAACUGACUUGCGAAGUAGCUUGUCUCCAGCACAUAUCAAUAUGCUUGUAUUUUUGAGUUCACUUGAACACAAGACAUGGCUUGGUGGAGACUGAACUCUCUCUCAAAUAACUUUGAUUUAGAGCAAUUAUUUUGGUGUCCUUUAUUUUUACCAUAAUUCACAUGGCCUUUGUUGUCUGUUGCUGAUACUCCCCCUUCUUUCAUUCAUUUGUCUAUUUUUAGUGAUAACUUUUUUCUUUUAUUAUUAUUAAAAAGGACUUCUUGCUCUUUCUUUUGUAUGUUACAAAAUAAAGAUAAUUUGUACUGUU
Portunus trituberculatus (swimming crab) is the source of this 2404-nucleotide messenger RNA. Its product is annotated as E3 SUMO-protein ligase ZBED1-like. Bases 101 to 2191 code for a protein of 696 amino acids. The transcript is spliced from 8 exons. Gene Ontology annotation, molecular function: protein dimerization activity; DNA binding. The record is from RefSeq and is a predicted model, not a curated record. NCBI's taxonomy places the organism in Eukaryota, Metazoa, Arthropoda, Malacostraca, Decapoda, Portunidae.